Messenger RNA from Clonostachys solani, 1320 nucleotides. The record is from the annotation of a GenBank genome assembly. Lineage: Eukaryota; Fungi; Ascomycota; Sordariomycetes; Hypocreales; Bionectriaceae.
AUGAAUCUACGCCACGUCCUAGAGAGCGAGGGUAGCGUGGAGGCUCUUCAAGCUUACUUCGACCAGGUCCGCAACUCUGCUCGUCAAACUCAAGAGGCUUCUACUGUGUUGUCGGUCUUUCCUGUCAGCAGUAAAGCUCAGCAAAACCUCGCAAGAAAAGCCCCUAUGGACGGCUUCCCUGAUAGCACCGCGACAGGAUUCACUGCUUUAAAAGAUUGGAUAGUCCAAGCUACUCUUGCAAGCAGAGAAAUCCACGCUGAUAAUAUCCUUUACCGCUGCAAAGUCUCUUUUGAUGCGAUCGAAGAGUGGGCUGUAGACAAACCUAGAGCUCCAUUCCAGUUGCCUCGGGCAUCUAAACCAGAGAUUGAGCAAGUGUUGAAACAAGUAUCCCUUAAACUGAAAGAUGACCUUAAAAGAUCUGAGGGAAAUUUGCCGAGGUUUAUAGGGAGGCUGGAGCCUUAUAGAGCCAUCAAGAACGGGGCAGAUGAUUCUGCUGUCAAUGGGUUUUCAAACCUUAUUGAUAGGUAUGGUCAUUACUGGGCCAGGAAGGCGUAUGUCUGGAAUCUUGCCUUCACUAAGAAGCUUCCGGCAUACUUUGUCACUCUGGCUAAGAGGGCUGGACAAAGCGUCUCCCAUAACCUGCAUGCGACCUGUAACCUUGACAGCUUACCGCUAGAGUAUAGAGAGGCAUUUGGACGAGUGGCCUAUAAAGGUCAUAACUUGGCAAUGGAGUAUCAGUCUGAGAUGAUUCAGACCGCAGCUCGAUUUAGGGCAGAUAUCAACAAAAUUCGCCUUAAGUCCCGAGCCUUUAUGAAUGAGCCUAUGAAGAAGGGCUAUAUUGAAGCUUCUCAGCAUCAUGGGAAGGGAAUGGUAAAGAAACAGAUUCAAACCAUGCACGACUUUGCAGUCAAAGAAGGAGAUGAAAUCAUCGCAUCUAUCGGAGACAAGGUUCUUAAACAGCUCUGCUCGGGGUCCAAACACGCCCCAGAUUGCGCUGCCGAGGUCAAGGAACUCCGAGGCUCACUUUUUGAUGACAUCAAGAGCUGGAACGAGUACUGGGACUCACAUGGGAGCAAGAUAGGACCCAUCAGAAUCCCGCCAUGUGAUGAAGCACUGCUGGCCGAUGUGCCUGACGAAGAAGCGAAAAACAAGCCGAAGAGAGCCUCAAAAGGAGAACGGAAGCCCCGACAGGCAGCGGCUCCGGGCAAAAAGGCCAAGGGCAAGGCGAAGAAAGCCACCCAAGAAGAGGCCAAGGACGAAUGGUGCGAUGAAUCUGAGCAAGCGGAGUCUGGCUACGCUACAUCGGAGGAAAAGAAAUGA